Messenger RNA from Trichoderma breve, 3825 nucleotides. RefSeq names its product ankyrin repeats (3 copies) domain-containing protein. The transcript is spliced from 4 exons. The record is from RefSeq and is a predicted model, not a curated record. Gene Ontology annotation, molecular function: catalytic activity; protein binding. NCBI's taxonomy places the organism in Eukaryota, Fungi, Ascomycota, Sordariomycetes, Hypocreales, Hypocreaceae. Gene Ontology annotation, biological process: nucleoside metabolic process. Bases 1 to 3825 code for a protein of 1274 amino acids.
AUGCCCAAUACUCACACCCCGCCGAGCAGUCGGUAUGAGUUCAAGAUCGCCGUUCUUUGUGCUUUGCCGCUGGAGGCAAGCAUCCUCCAAGGACUAUUUGAUGCUCAAUGGGACGCUGAAAAGUAUGGCAAAGACCCAGCAGACACAAACGCUUACUCGCUGGGUGUGCUUGGACCUCACAACGUUGUUCUUGUGCACAUGCCCAACAUAGGAAAGGUUGCCGCUGCCGUUGCAGCCGCCAAUCUUCACACCAGCUUUCGUGGGAUUCAGCUUGCACUUGUGGUCGGGAUUUGUGGUGGUGCGCCUUUUGGGCCGGCGGGUGAACUCAUACUGGGUGAUGUUGUCAUCAGUGAAGGGCUAGUUCAAUACGAUCUCGGGAGGCGAUUGCCUUAUACCUUUGUGCGAAAAGACACACCUGUGGAAAACCUACCGAGGCCUAGACCUGAAGUUCGUGCGGCUUUAGCCAAGCUACAAACAGGCCAGGGUCGAGACCAGUUGCAGAAUAAAAUGUUGGGGCAUCUUCGAUUAUUGCGUCAGCGAUCUGAUCUUGCGAUACCGUAUCCUGGACCAGAAAAGGAUCAAUUAUUCAGCCCGAAUCAUCUCCACAUGCAUCAACCUCCAUCGCCAUGUGUGAUAUGUACUAAUAAUCGAGAUUAUUUGUGUUCGUCGGCUACGAGAGCGAGUUGUGAUGAGCUUGGAUGCAGCGAACUAGAUCCAAGGCCUCGCUCCAGGCUGCUACAUUCAUCAAACGAAUCCCAGCCCGUUGUUAACUUUGGGCUUGUGGCCACGGGAGAUACCGUGAUGAGAUCUGGAGAAGAUCGAGAUAGGAUUUCUGCUCGCGAUGAAGUGAUCGCUUUUGAAAUGGAGGGCGCGGGAGUAUGGGAGACGUUUCCUGCCGCUCUGGUCAUCAAAGGCGUGUGUGACUACGCGGACAGUCACAAGAACAAAACAUGGCAAGCUUAUGCAGCUGCCACGGCGGCGGCGGCUGCCAAAGCCUUCUUAGAAUAUUGGCACAUAGGCGAGUGCUACACUUCAAAUCCGAUCACGACCAUUCAUAGAUCGGCGGUAGCUAUUUCCUUACCAACAAGCUUGCCUCAGCAUUCACAGGAUAACUCUGAGUAUCGAAAGACGAGACAGUUUGGAACGAGAGAGUUGGAGAUAAUGAAAAAACUCAAUACCUCACCCUACCGAGAUCGGAAAGACCGAAACCCAGACAGAGUAGUCGGAACAUGCGAAUGGUUUAUUCAGCACCAACUCUUCCAAGAUUGGAGAGAUAGCCCUGCUUCGAGACUCCUUUGGGUCUCUGCUGACCCAGGAUGCGGCAAGUCAGUCCUGGUGAAAUACUUAGUCGACAGCAUCGUUUUGACUACGCCAAAAACAACGGUGUGCUAUUUCUUUUUUAAAGAUGAUUUUGAAGAUCAGAAAAGCAUUACCAGUGCUCUCUGUUGCAUUAUAUACCAGCUGUUUCAGCAGAAUCCUGCCUUGUUCACUGAAGCCAUCGUCAAUCAAGUUGAAGCUGGCGGGGAGCGGUUCCUUAGUUCAUUCAGCGAUCUAUGGCAUAUCCUUCUCCUCGCAGCCGAAGAUGUACACGCUGGGGAAAUCAUUUGUAUUCUUGACGCAAUUGAUGAGUGUGAUGACCACGGACGGUCUCAGCUUGCUAAAGCACUGUGCAAGCUAUAUGGCCCUGAUAGCCGCUUGAAUCUCAAGUUGAAAUUUCUAGUAACAAGCAGGCCGUUCGGCAACAUACGACAGGGCUUCCAACCGCUACAAGUCUCUGGAAUGCCCAUUAUCCAUCUAAGCGGAGAGAGUGAAGAAGAAAUGAAAAAGAUCGCCGCAGAGAUUGACAUAUAUAUCAGGGCCAGGCUUAUGAGAGUACCCAACAGGACUUAUCUUUGGGUUCAUCUCACUCUGGAUCUUAUCGAGAACGAUAUAAACAUUGACAAAGCCGGGAUACUUCGAGCUACUACCCAUAUUCCAAAGACAGUCGAUGAAGCCUAUAACAGGAUACUUUCCAAAACGGCUGAAAGAGCUCUAUCGUUAGAAGAACUCGGAUUUGCUCUGUCUAUCCAGAGGCACCAUCGGUCUUGUAAUGAUAUUGACAUCAAACAUGAAGAUCGUUUGAGAGAGAAUAUACGGGAUACCUGCGGACUUUUUGUGACAGUUAUUCAAUCGAGGGUCUACCUCCUUCACCAGACUGCGAGGGAAUUCUUAGUCCGGGAUACCCAAUUACUUUCAACUGAUUACAUCAAUCCGGAUCUUGAAUGGAAGCAUAUUAUUUUGCCGCAUAAGUCCCACAAGACUUUGGCGAAGAUCUGCAUUUCUUGCCUUCUCCUGUCGGAUCGUGGUGCUAAGCACGUCGUGAGGUAUCAUCAGUCCGAAUCUACGAACGGCUGCAUUCUUUUCAAUUAUUCCGCCAACUAUUGGACUAAACAUCUCCGAGAAUCGCAUACCAAGAUAAGUGAGCACAUGGAGCAGUCGAUUUGGAAGUUAUGUAAUGUCAAUUCAAGGCUUUGUGAGCGUUGGCUUUCGGUCUUUUGGAAAAAGACGUCAAGUACAGCCUUCCCUGAGCAAUUCACAACGCUCAUGGUUGUAUCGUACUUUGGACUUGACGCGAUGGUAAAGAUUAUACUAUCUACCAUAGCCGAUGAUGACGAACUGAAUGCUCGAGAUGGGACUUAUGGGCGAUCAGCCCUCUCUUGGGCUGCUGGAAACGGCUUUGACGAUGUUGUCAAGUUAUUGGCUCGAGGUGGUCGCAGCUGGCGCAGAAAAUUAUCCUUACUACUGUUUGGCAAUCUUUCUGAAAUCGACUCCAUGGAUGCCUCCGAUAACAUUGGUGGUACGCCGCUAUUUUAUGCUAUGACUUACAGACGAGAGGCUAUCGCCAAACUACUGCUCGAGCAUGGAGCGACUCCCAUAUCAGAGGAUAAGAUGGCCACCAAACUAUUCUUCUCCGCUGUGGAAAAGGACGAUGUACGAGUUGUUCAAUUAUUCCUUGAAUCAGGCUUCGAUAUCGAAUUAAGAGAUCGCAAUAAUCAGACGCCACUGCUAUCAGCCUUUAAAUUGAAACACCGGGAUACUUUUCAAGUUCUCUUAGACCGAGGAGCUAAUAUUGAUAUUCGAGAUGGAAAGGGACUUACACCACUUCAUUAUGCAGCCCAAUCUGGAGAUAUGGAUCUUGUUCAGCUCCUCCUUGACAAAGGCGCUUCUAUUGACUUGGUCGAUAACAAAAAACGCACGCCUCUUCAUUAUGCAAUUAAAUCUGAAGAUAUUCAUUUUAUUCAGUUCUUUCUCGACAACGGCGCUAAUAUCGACUCGGUCGAUAUAAACAGCCAUACACCGCUUCAUUAUGCAGUUAAAUCUAGGGUUAUCAAUCGCGGUAUCAAUCGCAAUAAUAAUCGUGGUAUUAAUCGCGGUAUUAGUCUCGGUGUUAAACUCGAUAUUGAUCGCGUCAAUGUCCCUCUCUACACUGGUGCUGUUAUCGAAUCCCCCGGUUUAAACAAACGCACGCCGCUUGAUCAUGCAACCGAACCUAAAAAUAUUGUUAUCGUCCGGCUCCUUCUCAACUACAACGCUAACAUCAACUCAGUCGAUUUAAGCAAACGCACGCCACUCUCUUACGCCAUCGAGUCUAGGGAUAUCAAGCUCAUUCAGCUUUUGGUCGAAAGAGGUGCCGACGCAAAGUUACUGCAUGAAGAAGAGCAAGCAUUGAUAUAUGUGCACCAGCGUCGACUGCUGUACGUAGAUAUUGAAAAUGCUGCCCGUCCACGUGUUUGGGGGAAGCCACCUCGCAACGAAGGGUAUCACCAGAGCAAUCAUUCCCUAUGA